This is a messenger RNA of Medicago truncatula (barrel medic), 2050 nucleotides long. Its product is annotated as probable inositol transporter 2. The transcript is spliced from 6 exons. Gene Ontology annotation, biological process: transmembrane transport; myo-inositol transport. NCBI's taxonomy places the organism in Eukaryota, Viridiplantae, Streptophyta, Magnoliopsida, Fabales, Fabaceae. The record is from RefSeq and is a predicted model, not a curated record. Gene Ontology annotation, molecular function: myo-inositol:proton symporter activity. The coding region runs from base 146 to 1855 and encodes 569 amino acids. Gene Ontology annotation, cellular component: membrane.
UCUGACUUUGUGGAAAUCAUUCAUCGCUCUCUCAUUAUAUAUAUAAAUAUUUUGUAUAUACUCUCUCUUCCAAACGGUGGUUUGUUUCUCAAUUUCCAAAGAACUAAUUCACCACCACCACCACCUCAACCAACCUCUUUUUACAAUGGAAGGUGGAGUACAUAAGCCUGAUAUCUCAGCUUUUAGAGAAUGUCUUUCCCUUUCAUGGAAAAAUCCUUAUGUCCUUCGUCUUGCUUUUUCUGCUGGUAUUGGUGGCCUUCUCUUUGGCUACGACACUGGUGUCAUAUCUGGGGCUCUUUUGUACAUCAGAGAUGAUUUCAAAGCUGUUGAUACCAAAGUUUGGCUUCAGUCAGCUAUAGUGAGUACUGCACUUGCUGGAGCAGUAAUAGGUGCUGCAGUUGGUGGCUGGAUUAAUGAUCGAUUCGGAAGGAAAAGAUCAAUUAUGAUUGCAGAUACCCUCUUUUUUAUAGGGUCUGCUAUCAUGGCUGCUGCAACCAGCCCUGCUAUUCUCAUCGUGGGCCGUGUUUUUGUCGGACUUGGUGUUGGAAUGGCUUCAAUGGCUUCUCCACUGUACAUUUCAGAAGCUUCGCCUGCUAAAGUGAGAGGUGCCCUUGUAAGUCUCAACAGUUUUCUCAUCACUGGGGGACAAUUCCUCUCCUAUCUCAUCAACUUGGCCUUCACUAAGGCACCUGGAACAUGGAGGUGGAUGCUUGGUGUAGCAGCAUUACCUGCUAUACUACAAUUGCUACUAAUGUUUUGGCUGCCAGAAUCACCUCGUUGGUUGUUUCGAAAGGGUAGAGAGGAGGAAGGAAAAGCAAUUCUGAGAAAGAUUUACCCAGCAGAAGAAGUUGAUGCUGAAAUUCAGGCUUUACAGGAAUCAGUUGCAAUGGAAUUGAAGGAAGCUGAAUCUUCAGAAAAGAUAAGUAUGAUCACACUUUUAAAAACUACAAGUGUGAGAAGAGGUUUGUAUGCAGGAAUGGGCCUUCAAAUAUUCCAACAAUUUGUAGGAAUCAAUACCGUAAUGUACUUCAGCCCAACUAUUGUUCAGCUAGCUGGUUUUGCAUCUAAUCAAACCGCAAUGCUUCUGUCUCUUAUCACUGCUGGGUUGAAUGCGUUUGGUUCGCUUAUAAGCAUAUAUUUCAUCGAUAAAACCGGGAGAAAGAAGCUAGCUUUGAUUAGUUUGUUUGGAGUUGUCUUAUCACUUGUGCUUCUUACUGUCACUUUUCGACAAACGGAAACUCAUUCUCCAAUGAUAAGUGAAAUAGAAACUUAUCGUUUCAACAACACUUGUCCUGCUUUUACUCCUUCUCGUGGCGGAUGGGACUGCACAACGUGUUUAAAGGCUUCACCAAAAUGUGGAUUUUGUGCAUCCGACUCUAACAAGCUGUUACCAGGUGCAUGCUUGAUCUCAAAUGACAUGACAAAGAACCAAUGUCAAAAAGGACACAGAUCAUGGUAUACACAAGGAUGUCCUAGCAAAUUGGGUUGGCUUGCACUGAUUGGAUUGGCUCUCUAUAUACUGUUCUUUUCACCUGGAAUGGGGACUGUUCCAUGGGUCAUAAACUCUGAGAUUUACCCCUUAAGGUAUAGAGGAGUCUGUGGAGGAAUGGCUUCAACAAGUGUUUGGAUCUCAAACCUUAUUGUUUCUCAAUCCUUUUUAUCUCUCACACAAGCUAUUGGAGUUGCAUGGACAUUCAUGUUGUUUGGAAUUGUUGCUGUCAUAGCAAUUUUCUUUGUCCUCGUUUUCGUACCAGAAACCAAAGGUGUUCCAAUUGAGGAAGUGGAGAAGAUGCUUGAACAAAGGACUCUGCAAUUCAAGUUUUGGAAUAAGAGAAUCGCCUCCCAGAAGGGUUGAGUUAGUUUAUGUUAGUUUUAAGGUUUAUGACUAUUUUCUUAGGAUCUGCAUUAAUAAUGUUUUCAUAUUUUUAGUGUUUUGACUUUAUGCUUUUUUGGAUUACCAGCUUAAAAAAUAAGUGGAAUGAAUUGUGAAUAUAAAAUUAUGCUACUCAACAUUUGGUAAAUUAGAGCUUUCACUGUUUCACAUCUCAAA